GUCGCCCAUAUCGACCACUCGAUCGCCGUCUAAACGGUCGCCAAAUAAACGGUCACGUCGGGCACUGUCCUCAUCCAUGUCCCCCACAUUCGACUUGUCCGCGCCGUCCACUUCCGGCUACUCGAGUCGGAGUAAGUCUAGUCUGACUCAAAACGCCAGAAGCAAACGAGUAGUCGCCGGCACUUCGACGGCCAGUCCUCGUAAGAGGGCUGCGGAUAAGCUCCGGAAGAACGCUGUGGCGAACGGGAGCCGUCGGGCCAGCGCUUCGGCCGUGAAUUUCCGGUCGUUGCGCAGCACUGUUCCCGUCUUCGAGAAUAACAGCUCGAGGACUAGCGGUCGCACAUCCGGUCGAUCGCGAGUUAGUCCCCGAAGUAGUCGUAGGAGUCAUAAGACACCCAAAAAGGGUCGAAAACGUGUCAUUAAAGAGGAGUCGACCGAAGAGGAAGCGGUCGAUGAGGAGGAAGAGGACGAGGAGACAGAGAAG
Messenger RNA from Oppiella nova, 484 nucleotides. NCBI's taxonomy places the organism in Eukaryota, Metazoa, Arthropoda, Arachnida, Sarcoptiformes, Oppiidae. The record is from the annotation of a GenBank genome assembly.